This is a messenger RNA of Trichomonas vaginalis G3, 5124 nucleotides long. RefSeq names its product microtubule binding. The record is from RefSeq and is a predicted model, not a curated record. The coding region runs from base 1 to 5124 and encodes 1707 amino acids. The transcript has a single exon. NCBI's taxonomy places the organism in Eukaryota, Parabasalia, Trichomonadida, Trichomonadidae.
AUGUUUUUACUACUUUUUGUCGCUCUUCGUGCUACAGAAAUAAGAGCCAACUCAAAGGAUCCAAAGCCAAUAGAUGCCUUGAACAAGCCAGCUCCUUCAACAGGAAAUGGCAAAGAAAUCCAAGCACCCUUGACUAAAUCAAAUACUACUAAAGUAGGCAAUACAAAUGCAACAUUACCAACAAAUACUAAUCCCAACCCAUUGCCAACCAAAAAUGCUACAGUAAAUAAGAAUGUUAACAUCCCUGGUAAAAAUUUAACACAGAAGCUUAAUAAAACAGCUGCUAUCCCAUCUGAAGGAGUAGCUAAGGUAAAUACAACUGCCCCUGCAGUUGCAAAACCAAUUAACUCUUCAAAGGUUCCACAGAUUAAUCAAACAGUCAAACCAAAGGUAGUUGUUCCAAACCCAGCAUUACCAGCUCCAAUGAAGGAAGUAGUUAACACAACAACUAAGAUUGCCAAUACUACAGCCAAGCCUCAAUUAAAGACCGGAAAUCAGACAGCAAAAGUUAACUCUACAAAUGCCAGUACUACAGUUCCUUCCGGAGAAAAGCCAAAGACAUCUCCAAUUUCAAGAAACACCGUAGAAAAGAAGGACAAUGAAACAAAGAAGAAGGACAAUGAAACAAAGAAGAAGGACAAUGAAACAAAGAAGAAGGACAAUGAAACAGAGAAGAAGGACAAUGAAACAGAGAAGAAGGACAAUGAAACAAAGAAGAAGGACAAUGAAACAGAGAAGAAGGACAAUGAAACAGAGAAGAAGGACAAUGAAACAGAGAAGAAGGACAAUGAAACAGAGAAGAAGGACAAUGAAACAGAGAAGAAGGACAAUGAAACAAAGAAGAAGGACAAUGAAACAGAGAAGAAGGACAAUGAAACAGAGAAGAAGGACAAUGAAACAGAGAAGAAGGACAAUGAAACAGAGAAGAAGGACAAUGAAACAAAGAAGAAGGACAAUGAAACAAAGAAGAAGGACAAUGAAACAAAGAAGAAGGACAAUGAAACAGAGAAGAAGGACAAUGAAACAAAGAAGAAGGACAAUGAAACAGAGAAGAAGGACAAUGAAACAGAGAAGAAGGACAAUGAAACAAAGAAGAAGGACAAUGAAACAGAGAAGAAGGACAAUGAAACAGAGAAGAAGGACAAUGAAACAGAGAAGAAGGACAAUGAAACAGAGAAGAAGGACAAUGAAACAGAGAAGAAGGACAAUGAAACAGAGAAGAAGGACAAUGAAACAGAGAAGAAGGACAAUGAAACAGAGAAGAAGGACAAUGAAACAGAGAAGAAGGACAAUGAAACAGAGAAGAAGGACAAUGAAACAGAGAAGAAGGACAAUGAAACAGAGAAGAAGGACAAUGAAACAGAGAAGAAGGACAAUGAAACAGAGAAGAAGGACAAUGAAACAGAGAAGAAGGACAAUGAAACAAAGAAGAAGGACAAUGAAACAGAGAAGAAGGACAAUGAAACAGAGAAGAAGGACAAUGAAACAGAGAAGAAGGACAAUGAAACAGAGAAGAAGGACAAUGAAACAGAGAAGAAGGACAAUGAAACAGAGAAGAAGGACAAUGAAACAGAGAAGAAGGACAAUGAAACAGAGAAGAAGGACAAUGAAACAGAGAAGAAGGACAAUGAAACAGAGAAGAAGGACAAUGAAACAAAGAAGAAGGACAAUGAAACAGAGAAGAAGGACAAUGAAACAGAGAAGAAGGACAAUGAAACAGAGAAGAAGGACAAUGAAACAGAGAAGAAGGACAAUGAAACAAAGAAGAAGGACAAUGAAACAGAGAAGAAGGACAAUGAAACAGAGAAGAAGGACAAUGAAACAGAGAAGAAGGACAAUGAAACAGAGAAGAAGGACAAUGAAACAGAGAAGAAGGACAAUGAAACAGAGAAGAAGGACAAUGAAACAGAGAAGAAGGACAAUGAAACAGAGAAGAAGGACAAUGAAACAGAGAAGAAGGACAAUGAAACAAAGAAGAAGGACAAUGAAACAAAGAAGAAGGACAAUGAAACAAAGAAGAAGGACAAUGAAACAGAGAAGAAGGACAAUGAAACAAAGAAGAAGGACAAUGAAACAGAGAAGAAGGACAAUGAAACAAAGAAGAAGGACAAUGAAACAAAGAAGAAGGACAAUGAAACAAAGAAGAAGGACAAUGAAACAAAGAAGAAGGACAAUGAAACAAAGAAGAAGGACAAUGAAACAGAGAAGAAGGACAAUGAAACAGAGAAGAAGGACAAUGAAACAAAGAAGAAGGACAAUGAAACAAAGAAGAAGGACAAUGAAACAGAGAAGAAGGACAAUGAAACAGAGAAGAAGGACAAUGAAACAGAGAAGAAGGACAAUGAAACAGAGAAGAAGGACAAUGAAACAAAGAAGAAGGACAAUGAAACAGAGAAGAAGGACAAUGAAACAGAGAAGAAGGACAAUGAAACAGAGAAGAAGGACAAUGAAACAGAGAAGAAGGACAAUGAAACAGAGAAGAAGGACAAUGAAACAGAGAAGAAGGACAAUGAAACAGAGAAGAAGGACAAUGAAACAGAGAAGAAGGACAAUGAAACAGAGAAGAAGGACAAUGAAACAGAGAAGAAGGACAAUGAAACAAAGAAGAAGGACAAUGAAACAAAGAAGAAGGACAAUGAAACAAAGAAGAAGGACAAUGAAACAGAGAAGAAGGACAAUGAAACAAAGAAGAAGGACAAUGAAACAGAGAAGAAGGACAAUGAAACAAAGAAGAAGGACAAUGAAACAAAGAAGAAGGACAAUGAAACAAAGAAGAAGGACAAUGAAACAAAGAAGAAGGACAAUGAAACAAAGAAGAAGGACAAUGAAACAAAGAAGAAGGACAAUGAAACAAAGAAGAAGGACAAUGAAACAAAGAAGAAGGACAAUGAAACAAAGAAGAAGGACAAUGAAACAAAGAAGAAGGACAAUGAAACAGAGAAGAAGGACAAUGAAACAGAGAAGAAGGACAAUGAAACAAAGAAGAAGGACAAUGAAACAAAGAAGAAGGACAAUGAAACAAAGAAGAAGGACAAUGAAACAAAGAAGAAGGACAAUGAAACAGAGAAGAAGGACAAUGAAACAGAGAAGAAGGACAAUGAAACAGAGAAGAAGGACAAUGAAACAGAGAAGAAGGACAAUGAAACAGAGAAGAAGGACAAUGAAACAAAGAAGAAGGACAAUGAAACAAAGAAGAAGGACAAUGAAACAGAGAAGAAGGACAAUGAAACAAAGAAGAAGGACAAUGAAACAGAGAAGAAGGACAAUGAAACAGAGAAGAAGGACAAUGAAACAGAGAAGAAGGACAAUGAAACAGAGAAGAAGGACAAUGAAACAGAGAAGAAGGACAAUGAAACAGAGAAGAAGGACAAUGAAACAAAGAAGAAGGACAAUGAAACAAAGAAGAAGGACAAUGAAACAGAGAAGAAGGACAAUGAAACAGAGAAGAAGGACAAUGAAACAGAGAAGAAGGACAAUGAAACAGAGAAGAAGGACAAUGAAACAAAGAAGAAGGACAAUGAAACAGAGAAGAAGGACAAUGAAACAGAGAAGAAGGACAAUGAAACAGAGAAGAAGGACAAUGAAACAAAGAAGAAGGACAAUGAAACAGAGAAGAAGGACAAUGAAACAGAGAAGAAGGACAAUGAAACAGAGAAGAAGGACAAUGAAACAGAGAAGAAGGACAAUGAAACAGAGAAGAAGGACAAUGAAACAAAGAAGAAGGACAAUGAAACAAAGAAGAAGGACAAUGAAACAGAGAAGAAGGACAAUGAAACAGAGAAGAAGGACAAUGAAACAGAGAAGAAGGACAAUGAAACAGAGAAGAAGGACAAUGAAACAGAGAAGAAGGACAAUGAAACAGAGAAGAAGGACAAUGAAACAGAGAAGAAGGACAAUGAAACAAAGAAGAAGGAUAAUGAAACAAAGAAGAAGGAUAAUGAAACAAAGAAGAAGGAUAAUGAAACAGAGAAGAAGUCUGAGGAAAAGGACGGAGAAGAGAAGAAGGGAGAAACAUCAAAUACUCCAAUUAAACCAGCAAACCAGACAACUAAGACAAAUACAACUGCCAAACCAGUAUUGAAACCAGGAUUAAAUCAGACAACAAAAGUCAACACAUCUAUACCAGAAAAGAAGGAAGAGAAUAAGGAAGAAGAGAAGGAAAUCCAAAGUUCAGAAGUUUCAUCAGAGUCAGAGUCAGAGUUAGAUUCUGAAUCUCCAAUUGGUUCAGAGUCAUCAUGCAGCUCUGAAAUGAGUGAAGAAUCUGCAAUCAGUGCUGAAUCAGAGAUCCCAGUUGAACCAUCAAUUUCCGCUUCAAGUGAAUCAUCUUCAUCCUCAUCCUCAUCAUCAAGUGAAUCUUCUGAAAUGUCAGAAGUCGAAGAAGACAAGGACACAGAGCCAAAACCAACACCAUCCCCAGAAAAGAAGGACGAAAAGGAAGAUGAUGAUAAGAAGGAAAAAAAGAAGGAAGAAGAAGAAAAGAAGGAAGAAAAGAAGGAAGAAGAUGAUAAGAAGGAUGAAAAGAAGGACAAAGAUGAUGAUGAAAAGGAAGAAGAAAAGAAGAAGGAAAAAGAAGACAAGAAGGAUGACGAUGAAAAAGAUGACGAUGAAAAGAUAGAAGAGAAGAAGGAAGAGAAGAAGGAAGAAAAGAAGGAAGAUAAACCAAAGGAAGAAGAGAAGAAAGAAGAAAAGAAGGAAGAUAAACCAAAGAAGGAAAAGAAGGAAGAUAAACCAAAGGAAGAAGAGAAGAAAGAAGAAAAGAAGGAAGAUAAACCAAAGAAGGAAAAGAAGGAAGAUAAACCAAAGGAAGAAGAAAAGAAGGAAGAGAAGAACGAAGAAAAGAAGGAAGAGAAGAAGGAAGAUAAACCAAAGGAAGAGAAGAAGGAAAAAAAGAAGGAUGAUGACGAAGAUGAAGAGGAUGCCAAACAGCAAAAUAACCCUGCAAAUAAGGGCAAAAAUGAAAUAGUCACAGAAUCCUAUAUCUCAUCCAAGGGAUUCUUCUUCCUUGUUUCUAUUAUUGUUGGUGUCGUUGCAGUGGCCGGUGCUGCUUAUUACUUCAUCCGCAUGCGUCGUAGACCAGAUGAACAACAAGAAGAGCCACUUCUUAUUACAGAUGAAUUUUAUUAA